This is a messenger RNA of Melozone crissalis (California towhee), 544 nucleotides long. RefSeq names its product transmembrane protein 234 (gene TMEM234). The transcript has 5 exons. The record is from RefSeq and is a predicted model, not a curated record. Bases 1 to 519 code for a protein of 172 amino acids. NCBI's taxonomy places the organism in Eukaryota, Metazoa, Chordata, Aves, Passeriformes, Passerellidae.
AUGGCGGCGGCGCGCCGGAAAUACGUCACGGUCUCCAUGGCAACUGAGGGACUUCCUGGAAACCAGGAAGCUGGCUCCACGGCUGUGAGCCCGCUGUUCCCGGGGCCGGGCUGGCUCCCGGCUCUGACCCCGCCGCUCCCCGCAGGGCAGGCGCUGGCCCUGGCGCUGGUGGCCGCGCUCUGGGGCGGGACCGGCCCGUUCCUGAGGGCCGCAGCCGCGGGCAUGGAGGAACAGCGGGGCCGGGGCCGCCUGCGGCAGCUGCUGGCGGAGCUGCGAUUCCUCAGCCUCAACUGGCAGUACCUGGUGCCCUUCCUGCUCAACCAGGCUGGAUCUCUGCUCUUCUACCUCACCUUGGCCUCCACAGACCUGUCCCUGGCAGUGCCACUCUGCAACUCCCUGGCUUUGGUUGUGACCUUGGUGACUGGGAAAAUCCUGGGAGAGGACAUUGGGGGCAAAAGAGCUGUGGCAGGAAUGCUGCUCACCGUGCUGGGGGUGUCCCUGUGCCUGGCUGGGGCCUGAGGCAGCAGCAGAACAGCAGAGGGUG